Messenger RNA from Camellia sinensis, 1021 nucleotides. The record is from RefSeq and is a predicted model, not a curated record. Lineage: Eukaryota; Viridiplantae; Streptophyta; Magnoliopsida; Ericales; Theaceae.
UGCCAUUUGUUUAUUUAUUCAAUCAAAAAGGUAAACUGAUGGCAGUGUAUAAAUUUCAAGUAAUGACAAGCAAUUAGUUUGAUGCAGCAUUAGUGCAAUAAUGGGUCUAACACCACUGUUGCAACAAUGGUGGCAAGAGCUCUACAAAACAACACUAAUCAAACCCUUUGUCUUCCCUCUCCUCCUCUCCUCCCUCCUCCUGUUUCUGUUUAAAUUCAAGAAAAGUGUUAGCAAAUUCAAAUUCCCUCCUUCAACACCUAGGCUACCGAUUAUCGGACACCUUCACUUACUAGGGAACCUCCCUCACCGGUCUCUCCAUGCUCUCUCCGAAAAAUAUGGCCCUAUGUUACUGCUAUACUUGGGUGGUGCUCCAACUCUGGUUGUCAACUCUGCAAAGAUAGCAAAAGAAAUCAUGAAGACUCAUGACAUUGCUUUUGCAAACAGAGUCCAAACAAGGGCUGCUGAUGCAUUAAUGUAUGGAUGCACUAGUCUAGGGUUUGCUCCGUACGGUGAGUAUUGGAGACAAAUGAGGAGAAUCUGUGUUUUGGAGCUUCUGAGCAUCAAAAGGGUACAAUCAUUCCAUUUUGUUAGAGAAGAAGAAGUUGCGACGAUGAUUGAGAAGAUACGCAGCAACACGGGCCUUGAUGGAGGAGCUAAUUCUGUCAACCUUGGAGAUAUGUUGGUUGAUACCAUGACUAGCAUAAUAUCCAGAUGUAUUCUUGGGAAGAAGUAUGAAGGAGAGGAUAAUAAGAAGAGAUUCGGACAGUUUGCGAGAAACGGAAUGGAGCUCUUGAUUGAGUUUUCCUUCCAAGAUUUCUUCCCAUCAUUUGGAUGGAUUGACGCACUAACUGGUUUGGUUAAAAAACUACACUUCACAAGGAUUAGAUGCUUUCCUUGAUGAUGUGAUUGAAAUAUAUCGAGCUUCAAAAGGAAAUGAUGAUCAGCCUGGUAAUAAGUGUCUGAUUGAAAUUCUGCUUCAUCUUCAGGAGGAAGGCAAGCUAGACAUUGAUUGAUAUCUCCC